Molecule: messenger RNA, 1047 nt
Organism: Fonsecaea multimorphosa CBS 102226
Lineage: Eukaryota; Fungi; Ascomycota; Eurotiomycetes; Chaetothyriales; Herpotrichiellaceae
Exons: 2
Coding region: 1-1047 (348 amino acids)
Molecular function (GO): metallopeptidase activity
Source: RefSeq, a predicted model, not a curated record
AUGGCUACGUCCCUCCUCAUUCGUUCUUGCAUUGCCUUUUUCGCUCUUUUGCUUCUCAGCUCUCUCAUUCAGGCUCUUGAAGAUAUUGUGCGCCCUCCCAACACGCCUGUUAUUGGUGGCCCUCCAGGAUUGACAGAUAAUCAAGUCGCUAUCUUUUACCGCACAUUUCAAGAUGCCAUCUAUCUGGCUCGCCACACCGCUCUCUACUGGCCUUGUGAUGCUGCUAACGACGAAACCUUCACCCGUUAUUUCGAGCCAGGAGACGCCGAGUUCGUGAAGAACAUCUUCCGUGCGAUAGCCAACAUUGAUUUCGAUCUGGAUCUCUCUAAUCUAGAGACUGUCCAACAGCUGGCGGACGAACCUCUGACAUACAGCGAAAAGUUUACCCGUUUGUCGAUUUAUUUUCUCGGGAACCAUCCAGGAUUGAAACAACCUGGGGUUCCAGCAACCACCAUGGACUGCGAAGGGUCCUUCCCGUGGUUGGGCUAUGUGGUUCCCACAUCUGGCGGCGCUUCGGCAUUGAUGUCCGUCUGCAGGCUACUGUACCAGCAGGAGCCCAUGCUUCAAGACGUAGAAAAGGCACCAAACUGGGCAAUCGACCCAUCAAAGGAUCAAUCGAAUGGACCACAGUACUAUGACGGAUAUGGGUGUCAAAACCUGGGAGAUAUUGACACUAGUUGGCAGCGCAGCACCGGGGCUAUCAUGUUGCAUGAACUGAUGCAUUUCCCUGGUCUGUUCUCAGACGUCCCAGACUACGACGCGAACAUUGUGACUACAUACGAUGAGAACACCCCGCACUUCAUCUCAGACUUCUAUGGAGACUGGCCGAAAAAUGGAUAUGGGUCUUACAAUGCCGCGGAAGUCAAGAGAUAUCUUCCCCGAGACCAUGACUAUCUCGAAUGGAAGCCUAUUUACAAUGCGGACAACUACGUCUGUUAUGCACUGAGCAAAUACUACUCAAGAGUGUGUGGGAGAACAUUCGGAGAGGCACCGAGUCAAGACGCUGCGUGGCCAGGACGGCAGCCGCCAUCGAACCCCUUUGGUUAA